Molecule: messenger RNA, 672 nt
Organism: Laetiporus sulphureus 93-53
Lineage: Eukaryota; Fungi; Basidiomycota; Agaricomycetes; Polyporales; Laetiporaceae
Exons: 3
Coding region: 121-591 (156 amino acids)
Source: RefSeq, a predicted model, not a curated record
GGCGCAUCAGCCCAGCUCAACCUGCCAACUUCGAAGAAAGGAUUUUGGACUGGAAGAGCCGGACUGAUGAAGAAGGGAAUUAUGUGAGCAGGUGCUUUUGACGCGCCAACAAGGGUCUUCAUGGACAGGUCCGGCAACCCCAUGAUGUAUAUGGACGGUUCGCAUAAUGUCCGGCUGAUGAUGCCCAGGCCGAUCCCACCACCGGAGUCAUCCUACGCCUUACGGAAGGGACUGUGGGACUGUCAUGUAGUGGACGGCAAAGUGGUUAUCAUGCAGCAGACUUUAGAGGAAGCAGGAUCCCUGCGGCCUGGAUAUGUUGAUGCGGGAAGUCUAUCUAAAGUUUCUCGCUUGCGGGCUUCCGAUAGCAAACGGGUGAGGCAGGUCCCUGUCGGACCAAGGCCUAUGAAGAGGCAACCCACUUUGGGUAUGCGCUCCAAAACCUCUGCUACACAGAGGGAAUACAGCAUGGCCGCCGUGGCUCACUUGAAGGAAGCAUCGCAAUCUAUUUACCGAUGCCAUGAUGCUUUGAAUGUCAAGCGUUACGCCGCUGUCAUUCACGAGAUGGCGAUAAGAUUACGUUGGAGGCAAUGAUGUGCGGCGGUGGUGAGCAUAAGGGAUCUGAAUAGAGGUCAUUUAAUUUGGAUUAAAUAGUGAUUUAUUGUAUUCUCCACG